Molecule: messenger RNA, 3847 nt
Organism: Austrofundulus limnaeus
Lineage: Eukaryota; Metazoa; Chordata; Actinopteri; Cyprinodontiformes; Rivulidae
Product: potassium voltage-gated channel subfamily A member 7
Exons: 3
Coding region: 780-2327 (515 amino acids)
Biological process (GO): potassium ion transmembrane transport; protein homooligomerization; action potential
Cellular component (GO): voltage-gated potassium channel complex; membrane
Molecular function (GO): delayed rectifier potassium channel activity; protein binding
Source: RefSeq, a predicted model, not a curated record
UUAAAUAUUGAGUGUAACAGUCAUUGCUACGUGUUUGAAUUUCAGCUAAUCAAGAAGAAAGUAAAGAAGCUAAAACGUUGUUAUAUCAAGUCAGUUUUAUAAGAUUUCUUUUACUAGCAAUCAUUGCGUGACCAACUGCCGUUUUGGUUUAUUUUGCUUUGGACUUUCAGACCUAACUAAUUAGAUUCUGCAUUAUUGAUAUACAGUGAACGAGUCCUGUCAGUCAAAUCGCUGUGCUGCGUUGGGCAAAUGUGACAUUCGAUAGGGAGGUUGAAGGCUGUCAUGCCUCGUGGCCAAAACGGAGGGGAAAGAACAGGGAGGAGUUGGACGGGUCUAGCAAAGAUCCAAUUACAACACGGCAGCGUUCCUAAAAAACUCCAGGCGGCGAGGGACAGGCCAAGAUCCUGGAUGUUCCUUGAGCAAACAACUGGAGGGCAGAGGUUGUGGCCAAGCUGCUCGGUGGGUUCAGCUGGACUCAGUGGACCGCUGUGCUGACUGAAAGCAGACGGCCCAACAAGGAGCCUAUUGAUGUGACUGGCAGAGAUGAUGACAGAGAAGAAGACAGACGGCCUGACGAGUUGCAGGAGGCAAACGAUGUGACUUUCCAUCCUGCCACUAGUCUCAUUCAGAAGCUGUUUAACAUACAGUCAUCUGCUGUCUUUAUUACCUGGAAGUCACUGACGGAUUUAUCUCUGGUUUUAGGCAGGGCUUGCUUUUAAGUCCAGGCGGUCCACGGAUUCUCAGGAGAGUGGUUUGCGGUGCUGGACUGGCUGGCAGGGAUGGAAAACGAGGACCUGCAGCCCACUGAUGGAGAGGGCAGAGAGAAUGCUGAACUUCUGAAGGACCAGCUCAACAGUGAGGAAAAAGGAGAGAGGGAGAACAAAGGAAAAGAGAAAGAGAAGAGGAAAGAGCAGCGACGUCCGGGGUCCCUGUGGAGGUCUGGGUGGGCUCUGAGCGAACGGCUGGCCAUCAACGUUUCGGGAAUGAGGUAUGAGACUCAGCUGCGAACCUUAGCCCAGUUCCCCAACUCUCUGCUCGGUGAUCCCAGGAGGAGAGCGCGAUACUUCGACCCGCUUCGGAACGAGCUGUUCCUGGACCGCAACCGAGCUUGCUUCGAUGCCAUCCUGUACUUCUACCAGUCGGGCGGGAGGCUCCGCAGGCCCGCAAACAUCCCCCUGGACAUCUUUAUGGACGAGCUGAUGUUUUACGAGCUCGGAGAGGACAUCGUGAAUCGCUUCAAGGAGGACGAGGGGUUUCCGAAAGAGGAGGAGAGGCCCCUGCCGUCCAAUGAGAUCCAGAAAAAGCUCUGGAUGCUGUUUGAACACCCCGAAUCAUCGUCAGGGGCACGGAUCAUUGCCAUCAUCAGCGUGAUGGUGAUCGUGGUGUCCAUUCUCAUCUUCUGCCUGGAGACACUCCCUGACUUCAAGAAAGAGGAGCACCAUUCCCACGCUAAGAACGGUUCUGAGAACGUGCCUCCUCCUCCGAGUAUUUUCUACGAUCCCUUCUUCAUGGUGGAGACCGUAUGCAUAUGCUGGUUCUCCUUCGAGCUCAUCAUGCGCUUUGCUUGCUGUCCCAGCAAGAUCCACUUCUUCAAGGACGUCAUGAACAUCAUCGACUUCAGCGCCAUCUUGCCGUAUUUUGUCACCCUGGGAACCGAGCUGGCCAAAGACGACGACGCCUCUCCGGCCACGUCUUUGGCCAUCAUCAGGGUCAUCAGACUGGUGAGGGUCUUCAGGAUCUUCAAGUUGUCUCGGCACUCUAAGGGCCUCCAGAUUCUUGGCCAGACGCUGAGGGCCAGCAUGCGCGAGCUGGGCCUCCUGAUCUUUUUCCUGUUCAUCGGCGUCAUCCUCUUCUCCAGCGCCGUCUACUUUGCUGAAGCUGACCACCACAAAACCGACUUCGUCAGCAUACCGCACGGUUUCUGGUGGGCGGUCGUGACCAUGACCACAGUGGGGUACGGUGACAUGUACCCCGUCACAGUGUGGGGGAAAAUGGUGGGCUCCAUGUGCGCCAUYGCUGGUGUUCUGACCAUCUCACUGCCCGUGCCUGUCAUAGUGUCCAACUUCAGCUACUUCUACCACCGGGAGACCGAGUGUGUGGAUCAAACGGAGUAUAAUCACGUGCAGACGUCUCUGUGGGACGACAUGGAGCCUGAGGGCGAGGAGACGGAGGACGGGGACCGGGAUCCCGAGGCAGAUUAUUAUGACUCCGAAGAAAUCUGCAACYCUCUGAAUGGGACGUUAAUUAGAGGAGUUUGUUCUGGCCAGAGCACAGAGCACAGCGGAGGAAAUGUGCAUCUCAUGGAGCCGCUGGUUACACAGGUUUAGAGAGCAGGAACAUGUGCAGCCUUAAACAAAGACACAGAAAGUGAGUAAUGUCAUGUAGCACACUCAGAAUAGCACUAAUAUACCUCCUAAAAACUUUAUAUUUCCUCAUCUGGCUCAUUUAUUUAUUUUUCACUGCAGUGGCCAGUUAAAACAGCAUUUUUUCUUCCUUUUUUUUCCUCAGGGUCCUAAAUGAAAUAUAUCAGCUAUUAUUUAUUAACGCUUUAAGCUUAAGGUAAUAUGAACACUUUAAAAAAGUCUGUGCCUUGAAACUAUGAUGUCUUAGUUGAUUUUGCCUUACAGCCUGAUGUGGAAUUGAAGUAGAUUUUUGAUCCAUCCCACCAGAACUCUACCAGCAGAUCUGCAUAUUGAGAAAAAAAAAUCUGAAAGCUCUCCUGAACCACCUCCACAGGUUGCAGGUUUUUAGAAGUUCUGGCUCCUCAGGUCACCUGCAAGACUGUAGUAUUACUCAAACACUGCACUGUUUUCUUUGUGUAUUUGUGAUCUCUGCUCUGCUAUGUUAUAUUCUGCUGAAUUAUGCGCUCRUUAUUAAAAAUAAAGACUCUAUUUUAUUAAUUGUCUUUUAAAAAAUGAGUUAGCAAGUCAUUCUGUUUAGGGAACAGCCAAACGUAGAAGAAGAAAAACAUUAAAAUAAUAUAGUUUUUUUUUUUUUGCUUUCUUCAUCUCUAAGUAACCUUGUUCCAGUCAAUCUGUUUUACAUUUGUGGUUUUGUGACUAUUUCUUUUUCAAGAUAUCCAUAAUUAUUAUAGGCAGUAAGUUAGUUUGCUCUUUGUUUCACUUAAACACAGAAAACUUUCCACUCCAUCACGAUGAUGACCCGUGGAAGGUAUGCAGGCCAGUGGUUCACUGCUUGUUCUUUAAUAAUCUGCUUUAGUUUGUCAGCUAAAAAUAAUAAUGGAAAUUUUAACAGAUUAAACGUUUUUUUUUCCUGUAAGAUGAARCCCAUAUCUCUUCUUAGAAGAACAAAUGAUUUGUGCAGACAAAUGUCUGUGACUUUCAACUUUACACCAUGAAUAAAAAGAAACUACAUAUCUGUGUGGUUUGAUUAAAAUCAAUUAGCAAACUUGUGACCAGAAAGCUUAGAGUUUUAUGCAAAGUUUCUUAUUGUAGCCCAGCAUUUUUUUAAAUCUGCAUUAAACAGCUUGAAAGUCUAAACUAGAAAUACAGUAUGUAACUUUGCACAAUGUGAUAUUAUUGGUGAAAAAAAAUCUGUUUUAACAACUGAGAAAAAGGUUUGGAAUUGACAAAUAUUAAGUCAAAGUCAUAAUACACAUUCACUGAAACAAUCCAUUUUGAUAACUUGAGUUGUUUUUUCUUUUGUUUUUAUUCAUUUUGUCCACUAGAGGGUGCUACUCAUUUCACAGUCCUCACCUGUGAGCAGUGGGUAAUCAAAAAUGUUGGGAUUCCUAUUUGGUAAUGUCUAAUUACUGGUUUAUCUAAUUGCUCCAUUUAUCCAUGACAAAACUGUAUGAGUCAUAGAAAAUAAAUAUUUGGACUGGGGA